AUGUCAACUCGCGGACGCGGUCGCGGGCGAGGUAGAGGUAGGACAGGCACCGUUACUCCUGCCCCCAUAGGGACUGAUCCAGUAGACUUUAUGGCUGCCCUGGGAAAUAUGGCUGCAGCUAUGCAGGCGACAGCCGAGGCACUGGGUAAUCAGAUAAAUCAGGGAAAUCAUGGGAACAAUAAUGAUGAGGGCGGUCCAAUGACACUUGCUACAUUUCUGAAAGUUCACCCUCCGACUUUUAGGGAAACUUCAAAUCCCACUAACGCAGAUAAUUGGAUUCAGGCUAUGGAAAGGGCGUUACAGGCACAACAGGUUCCUGAAGAGCAAUGGGUUGAAUUUGGAACUUAUCAGUUGCAAGGUGAAGCUCAGUAUUGGUGGCAGGGAACACGACAUAUCCUGCAGCCUGAUGGUGCUGCGAUUUCUUGGGAGGUUUUCCGGACAGAGUUCUAUAAGAAAUAUUUUCCUAAUUCAGCCAGAAAUGCCAAGGAACUUGAAUUAAUGCAGUUAAAGCAGGGACAAAUGACUGUUGCUGAGUAUACUAGAGGUCUUCGGAGUGAUAUUCUGAGCUUCGUUGCCCCAAUGGAGAUCAUGGUGUUUUCUGAAUUGGUGAAUAAGAGUAGGGUGGCUGAGGAUUGUGUGAGGAAGGCGGCAGCAGAGAAAGAAAGUUUGAGGGUGCCUUUUCAGAGGCCUUCUGGGAGGAACUUUGCUCCGAGAGGUAGAAAUUUCAAGCGUAGAGGUUUUGUUCCGCAGCAGACUCAGGAUCAAGGUAAUUACAGAAGGCCGAAUACCAAUGCUAGUCAAGGAAAAAGGUUUGGGAAGCAGCCACAGCAAGAUCUGAACUGUCAGAAGUACGGAAGGUAUCACCCUGGAGUUCCGUGCAGAUUCAGACUUGGAGUAUGCUAUUCUUGUGGACAGCCCGGGCAUAUGGCCACCAAUUGCCCGGAGAAGAAGAAGUAUGAGACUGGUAGGGUGCAGCAGCCAGGGAGAGUAUACACCACUUCUACCAUAGGUGCUGAGGGAUCUGAGAUACUGAUUAGAGGUAAUUGUGAAAUGGCUGGUAAAAUCUUAAAUGCUUUAUUUGAUUCAGGAGCAAGUCAUUCAUUUAUUGCAUUUGGAAAGGCCCAUGAGUUAGGAUUGAGAAUGGUGGUUUUAGGUAAUGAUUUGAAAAUAUAUAAUGCUACUCAUGAAGCUAUGGUGACUAGGAUAGGAUGUCCACAAGUUCCCUUUCGAGUACAACAGCGUGAAUUUGUGCAUGAUUUGAUUUGUUUGCCUAUGACUGGUCUUGAUCUCAUUUUGGGAUUGGAUUGGUUAUCCAAGAAUCAUGUUUUGCUUGAUUGUUCUAAGAAGUCAGUACAGUUUAUGCCGGAAGGGUCAGAAGCACCGGUUGUGGUGAAUAGUUACUAUUUGAAUUCUAUGAUAGUAACCUGUUCUGGAACUGAAUGUCAGGGUAUUAUGUUAUUAACUGCGGGAGUAUCAGGUGAUGAUCAGAGUUUAGAGCAGAUUCCGGUUGUAUGUGAAUUUCCAGAUGUGUUUCCGGAUGAUAUUAAUGAAUUUUCACCUAACCGAGAGGUUGAAUUUGCAAUCGAGUUGGUACCUGGAUCCGGUCCAAUUUCGAUUACUCCUUAUAGGAUGUCACCUUUAGAAAAGGCUGAAUUGAAAGCUCAGCUGGAAGAUUUGUUGGGUAAGCAUUUCAUCCGACCAAGUGUUUCUCCGUGGGGAGCACCAGUGUUACUAGUAAAGAAGAAGGAUGGGAGUAUGCGUUUGUGUGUCGACUAUCGGCAGUUGAAUAAGAUCACUGUGAAGAACAAAUAUCCGUUGCCUAGAAUCGAUGAUCUAAUGAAUUAG
Arachis stenosperma is the source of this 1845-nucleotide messenger RNA. RefSeq lists its product as uncharacterized. Bases 1 to 1845 code for a protein of 614 amino acids. Lineage: Eukaryota; Viridiplantae; Streptophyta; Magnoliopsida; Fabales; Fabaceae. The transcript is spliced from 2 exons. The record is from RefSeq and is a predicted model, not a curated record. Gene Ontology annotation, molecular function: nucleic acid binding; zinc ion binding.